This is a messenger RNA of Acanthamoeba castellanii str. Neff, 996 nucleotides long. RefSeq names its product WD40 repeat protein. The record is from RefSeq and is a predicted model, not a curated record. NCBI's taxonomy places the organism in Eukaryota, Discosea, Longamoebia, Acanthamoebidae. Gene Ontology annotation, molecular function: protein binding. The transcript has 8 exons. The coding region runs from base 1 to 996 and encodes 331 amino acids. Gene Ontology annotation, cellular component: nucleus.
AUGUUGCAGCAAGAUGACGCACGCAAGAAAGAGAUCUACACGUAUCAGGCCCCAUGGCUCAUCUACGGCAUGAACUGGUCCGUGCGGCCGGACAAGAAAUUCAGACUUGCCCUCGGCUCCUUCCUUGAAGAUUAUACCAACAAAGUGUCCAUUGUACAGCUCAACGAGGACACUGGAGAGUUCGUGCAGACCGGUGAGUUCAAGCACCCAUACCCGGCGACAAAGAUCAUGUGGAUCCCGGAUAGGGUGGGCGACAAGCCCGAUCUCCUGGGCACCACCGGCGACUACAUGCGCCUCUGGCAGGUCGGGGAGAGCGGCGAUGUCAGCUUGAAGUGCCUUCUCAACAACAACAAGAACUCGGAGUUCUGCGCUCCCCUCACGUCGUUCGAUUGGAACACGACGAAUCCCAACAUCCUCGGCACAUCCUCCAUCGACACGACGUGUACCAUUUGGGAUAUCGAGAGGCAAUCGGCCAUCACACAGCUCAUUGCUCACGACAAGGAGGUGUACGACAUCGCCUUCGCCAGAGGAACGGAUCUCUUCGCGUCAGUGGGCGCCGACGGCUCCGUUCGCAUGUUUGAUCUCAGGAAUCUGGAACACUCCACGAUCAUCUACGAGAGCCCCGAGCAGUCGUCUCUGCUUAGGCUCUGCUGGAAUCGUCAGGACGACUACUAUUUGUCCACAAUCUCGAUGGACAGCAACAAGGUCAUCAUCCUGGACAUCCGCGUGCCCUCCCUGCCGGCGGCCGAGCUCACCGGCCACAGCUCGUGUAUCAACUCUCUGGCCUGGGCGCCGCAUUCGUCGUGUCAUUUGGCCACGGCCGGCGACGACUCCUCGGCGCUGAUCUGGGACCUCUCCUCCAUGCCCAAGCCCAUCGAAGACCCCAUUCUGGCGUACAAUGCCGAGGCCGAGGUGAAUCAGCUGCAGUGGUCGCUGGGCCAGCCCGACUGGAUCUCCAUCGCCUUUGCCUCCAAAAUGCAGAUCCUCCGCGUCUGA